UUAUAAUGAAAGCAGAAGGAUAAUAAUGAGUUUCUAAGCCAAUGAACCAAUAACCAAUUGGUUACCCGGUGAAGUUGAUGGCCGAGGGUGUGUGUUUCUGUCCGUGAGAAAGUAGUUCAUCUAUGCCUGUCUGUGGAAUAUGUCAAGCUUGAAAAUUGUGUUUUUGAGACGUGACGCUCUGUUAUGAAAUUAUUGAGAUGGAUAUCAUGGGCUGUAAAAUUGAUGGUCACAUCAGUUGACCUGUUGGAAAUCUAGAAAUGCUGGACGCGCGUUCGCUAACAGCUCAAAGAGAACCAGCGUGGCAAAGCAAAAACAACAGUAUUCGGUCGAUUCCUCAGCAUACUGCAGUCAUGCGGCCCCACGGCAAGACUAGCCAAGACGAUGUGUGCUACGUUGUGGCGAAAUACGACUAUGCAGCUCAGGGUGCGCAGGAGCUGGACUUGCGCAAGAACGAGCGCUAUCUGCUGCUGGAUGACUCGAAGCAUUGGUGGCGUGUGCAGAACGCCCGCAACCAGGCAGGCUAUGUGCCGAGUAACUAUGUCAAAAAGGAAAAACCUUCACUAUUUGACAGGAUCGCUAACAAUUUCAACUCUGUCCUUUUCAAGGAUAACAAUGCUUGUUCUCUGAUGAGCACAAUCGUAAUGCGUCAUUCAUUGUUGAUAGAAAGAAGGUCAGUUGUUGAACGAAUAUUGUUUGUUGUUAGUUGGUGGAGAGGGCAGAGUGGAACACAGGCUGGCUGGUUCCCGAGCAACUACACACAGGAGGAGGGCGAACUGGACGACACACUGCACACAUACGCAAUGGCCGAGAACGUGUUGGACAUAGUGGUGGCGCUCUACUCGUUCACAUCGACCAACGACCAAGAGUUGUCCUUUGAGAAGGGAGACCGGCUCGAGAUCCUCGACCGACCGCCCGCCGACCCCGAGUGGUACAAAGCACGCAACUCUCACGGCCAGAUUGGUCUUGUGCCUAGAAAUUACCUACAGGAAUUGAGUGCAUAUCUGACACAGCCUCUCCGGGAACGAGUGGGUGGAGCCGAGCGAAACGACUCGUUAGAAAGGAAAGGCGCAACUCCGGAACGUCCGCACCUCAUGGGCAAGCCGUGGUACUACGGCGAAAUCACAAGGGCCCACUGUGACAACAUCCUCAACCAGCAAGGUCACGAUGGAGAUUUCUUGAUACGCGAUAGUGAAACCAAUAUGGGCGACUACUCUGUGUCGCUGAAGGCGCCAGGCCGCAACAAGCACUUCCGCGUGCACGUCGAGGGAGCUCUCUACUGCAUCGGCCAGCGCAAGUUCCACACACUCGAGCAGCUGGUGGACCAUUACCAGCGUGCGCCCAUCUACACCAACAAGCAGGGCGAGAAGCUCUAUCUGGUUCGCCCGUUACCACGACCCAACUGCUAGACCCAUUCAUUUCAAUACAGCAUUUCUACCAACUGAUUUUCUAUCAAUUAGCCAGUAUCUGUUAUUCGCUCAAAUUGUGUUAGUAGAAUAUCCACCUAGCUAUAUUUUUUAACAAAAUUAGUUUCACAUGGAAACCCUUCAUUGUAUGAGGCUGAAUUUUGCACAACGAUCAUUUUGUAUGGCUCUAUAAUUUGUCAACGUAAAACUGUUCUGCUCUUCAUUUGAUUUUCUGCUGCUGGUUUGCGCCAAGUGAUAGUGAAAUUCACUUGAAACUGUCAGCACUCCUCUCAUAUUACCUGUCAUUACUCCUCUCAUCCAAUCAAUGCUGACGUUGUAAAGUGAAUCCUACUAUAGUUUGCGACAACCCAGCUGGAAAGUAUGGUUUUCAUAAAAAAAUCGUACCUGAUUACUUUCUUUGUUGAACCACCAAUGGAAAUUGCAGCUAUUUUCAGCCUGCUUUUCUUUAUCAUCUGUUUAUAUUAAGGGAUUAAGUAUUUAAAUGGGCAUUUUUGCUCCAUUGGACUUCAAUCUUCAUUGUAUCGAGAAAUAUUGGUGCCACUAGUUUUCAAAACAAAUUAUAGUAGUUGAAUGAUUAUGUUGCAUUGAAUUAAUCGUUUAGAUUCAACUGAAUUCAUUGACUUAUUGCUUUUUUUCUAUUAUAAACUAAUCAACUCAGUAAAUUGACGUUUGUAUUGCAUUUUGGAGAUCCAAUCAAUCAUUGGAGGAAACUGAUACAUUUUCUUUUUUCCUAAAGCGAUCUUCCCUGUUCGUAUUUGUACUGAACAGUUUCAUCGUUUUGUCUGUUCACUAUUCCAUUUUCAUUUAUUCACUUUCACUUGAAUGAAAUUUACAUGGUACAGUACAGCUUAAUUAUUAUGCUCAUGGAUCCCCAACCCACAUCCUAGUUAUGAGUCAUUCUUGAAUCAUGCACUUUGGAGAAGUCUGUCUGAUUGAUAAUGUUGUUUUAAAUCAUGUUUAGAUUGUUGUAAUUUUUAAAUCAUGAAAAUUCACUUCUCAACAUAAAAUAAUAUAGUUUUUAUCUAUCAAUUUCAGAAAAUUAGAUCAGCUACCACUGUCAAAAACAAGCAGAUAAACUAAAUCCAAGUUAAUUGAAAACUGUGUAAUUAAUUUUUAAUCAGUUUGUGGUCUCAAGCAUAAUUUUUAUUUAAAAAAAUAUCAACAUAAGUUAUGCUUCGGAUGCAAUACUUUGAUAGCUUGAAGCAUUUCAGAGACAAGAGACAAGUUGCAUAUUUUUUAUCUAGUUUCAGUAGAGAAUGAAAAUACGGUAUUCAUUUUUCUGUUCAGUGGUCAAAGAAUCCUAAAAAUAUGUAUUAUAUAUGUUGAAAACUCCGUAGGUGUUUCUAGCUUUGUCACCGUUGUUGUUGUCGUCCUUAGUAAUUGACCAUUGAAUGGUUGAUGUGUUGGUUAUUAUAAAAAUAAAUCAAACAUAAAAGAACUUAAAUUUUAUACAAUACACACUAUAUUGAUGAAAAUGGCAGCUUUAACUCUUCGUUGUUCAUUUAAAUGCAUAAUGUUUUGUGGGAACAUCUAUAGAUGAAUUGAUUGUAUCAGAGUAGCAUUAUGACUAAAAAAAUUGACAAUAGUGAGCAGGUCUAUAUGGAAUAAAUUUGUUUAAUAGCAUAGUAGGAACAUUGUAGGAUCAUUGAUGAGAUUGUACCUUCUUAUUUCCGAAAAUAGAAAUUCUGUAUUUGCUAUUCAAUUAUUGUCAGUCAUUAAGUAUUAUCGAUUCUGAUAUUUUAGAAUUCUUAUAAGAAAGGUGAAUGGACAUUGGGAGCUUGAGAUUGGAACCAAUAAUUUUUCAUAGUAGAUUGUAAAUCAUUAAAAACUCUUGUAUAGAAUUGGAACCAUUCACAAAUAGGGCACAAAGAAAUAUGGACAAAAUAAUUCAAUGAUUCAUAAAAUGAUAUAAGCUGUAAUUUGCCCUGUUACGUGUAAUGAAAUUUAUUGAAGCUUGCGUGGCCUAAUAAUCAAGAUAGUUUUAUUUUAUGUAUUAGGAAUUUUUGUUUUGAAUUUAAGAAACAUUCAAUCAAAAUAUGUUUUCUCUUUUCAUAUAACUCUCCAAAAAUAGAUUGUUUUGACUGUCUUGUCUGAUAUUGUUCGACAGAAAAUCUUGUCAGUGCUGUUUUAAGAAAUUAUUUCAGUUGCUUACUAUAUAAUGCUUACUUAAUAUGCUUCUCAUCCAAUAAUUUCAAUUGGAUAUUAUUAUUAUUAUAACGUAAAUUUCAAUAUAAAAACUUGUAAGGUUUGGCUACAUAAUCUAGGAUUGAUGAAGAAGACUGAUGUAUCCUGUUGAAAAACAUGGAUAGUUUGUAGAAAAAGAUCUAGUUGAAAAUUUCAUACAAAGAAUCAAAAAGAUUUUCAAUAUAAAUUAAUCUGCUAAGUCCUAAGUACUGAAUACUUAUUGCAAUUAGCUUACUAACUAUUAUGAGUAUGUUUCACUUAUCAAUUGUAUGCUUUAUCAAGCUAUUUCAGAAAGAUUGUAAUAAAGCAUCCAGUUUGUAAAACAUUAAUGUAUCCUUGGCUCAUUUACUGAAACUUUAAUAUAAUAAUUUUUUUAUAACCAUCUCAUUAGUUAUAAUCAUCAGGAAACUUCCACCAGAUUUAUUUGAGGAAAUUGUUUCUUGAAUUAUGGCUCUUCUGAGACUUAUAAUUGGCUUGUAAAUUUGAUAAGCAUACAGUGUGACAUUUAGAAGAAUUAAGGAGUAUCACUAAAACAAGUACGUCUAUGAAAUUUGAAAUUAGAUAAGACCUCCAAAAAGUUCGAUGUUGAAUCGUUAUGAAAAUUUUUGAAUUGUUGAAGUGACGAGCAAUAUCUCUUCUCCUCAUUUAACUCUCUUUCUUCUCAUUAGCUUUUCAUCAUACGAGAAACUCAUUUUUACUAGGAUAAUAAUUGAAAACAUCCUUUAUAUAAAACCAUUUGAAUUUGAAACCUUUGAAAUAUUUUAUUAAUGCUCACGGGUUUUCAAGGAUCAUAAUACUGUAUUAUUGUCGCAAUAAAAUUUUAUUUCAAUAAUAUGACUAAAUUCUGUUUAAAACAGAAUGGUUCAAAAUAUCGUAGAUACUAUAUCUAUGCUGUAUUGUCAUAUCCAUAUCAUUAUUAUCUUACAUUGGAGUGAGAUUUACUUUGAAAUCUAUAGAAAGGAAACUAUCAAUAUUGUAUUUUUAUAUUAUUUCUAUGUUUUGUGUAAUUUAUAAAUAUUAACUAUUCUACAUUCUAAUUAUUGCAUUGUUUCAAUGUUGAAAUUUAUGACAACUAUUUAGUUUUUUACGAACAUUGAUAUUGCACUACAGUUUUGGUGCAAUUGUUUCUCAUUUUGUAUUUGCGUGUUUAGACCAUUUUCGAACAAUUUAUUGUUCUUUUUUAGCCUGUUUUGAUGGCAAUUUUUAUUGUAAUUCUGAUCUAAUUGUUUUGUGAAUCUAGUCCAAAAGAUCAGUGUGCCACUAUUGUAAUAAUGUAUAUUUUAUUUAUUGUUAGAGAUUGGGAAAUACAUAAUUAAAGCCUAACGAACUUUGUAUGUAUAAGUAAAUAAUAGAUUGAUAAAAUACUCCUUUUGUUUAAUAUUAUCAUAAGUUACAUGGUAUAUAAUACUCAUCGGUAUUGUGUAUAAGAUUUAGGAAAGAUGAUUUGUGAUAUAAUAAUAAAAAAUAAUAAUAGGUAUAAAUAAUUUAAACAAAGAACAGUUAUCCACUUAUAUUUCUUGACGUUUGGUCUAUAUGGAAUGUUUCGUUGAAGCUUGAUGAGUGCAGCAUUUUUAUAUUUCAUUAGAAUGAGAUGUCAAUACUUCUCUUCCUGUAUUUGCUAUAGCAAGAAAACUGGUAUUUCAUUGACAUCUCCUUCCUUAAAAAUAUAAGAAUAACCGAUGACCGAAAAUUUCUUGUUUCUAGUUAUUCAUUCAUACUUUUUCCAAAAUUGGACAUGAUGCUGAGGAUAGCAAUUUAAAUUAGGUAGUUAGACUUUUCUGUAGAAUAAUCUGUAGAACUGUCUCCGGGUGAAAUCGACUCUUGAUUAAACUCUUCAUAAAACAAUAUUAUUUAGCACUCUAUUUUCCAGAUAUAAGUUGAAAAUUCUUCAUUAGGACAAGUUUCGGGGAAUUGCCAUAUUUUGUUGUUCGAUUGUGGAAUAUAAAUGUGAUGUGUUCACUGUCUUCAACGGUGCAUUCUCUAUAUCAGAAGCAAAGAUCUGGGAUGAUUGGCUGGUUGGAGUUUUUCAAUUUUAUAAAAGAUUCUUGGGUGAGAAGGCUGAUUGCAAGUUUGUGUAAGGAGUAUUUGUAUCUCGUAUAUUUCAUAAAUAUAUAAUAAUAAUAAUAUAUUAUAUAUAAACUUUUGUUUAGCGCUUAUAAGCAAGUGUGUUGUGUUGUGUGCUCAUGUAUGUAGAACUUAAUAAGUGAUUUCUAGCCAAUUAAUUUUGUAAUAGUUUUUGUAAUCCAGCUCAAUAAUUUUCCCUUCUGCUUCCAAAAUUAUAAAUUGUCAUUCAGAAGAUGGCUCAGUACUUGUUGAAUGUUAAUUAACUCGACAUCGCCAUAACUGUCAUAAUGCUUCAUUGUCUUAAUUGGAUUUGAUAAUUGAGUAAUGUAAAAUAUUAUGUGACAAACAUCCAAUAACUUUCAUUCAAUUUUUCAGAGUGUCUGAUCAUUCUAAAACAUCUAAAAUGUUAGAUAGCGGAACAGUAAAUUUCAAAUAGCCGAGCCACCGUUGUAGAUUAUCAUUUAAUUGAAAACAUACAGUUAUACUUUACUUUUUAAAACUUUUGUGUUAAUUGGCGUCAACAUGUCAGGUUGAUAUGGAAGUUUAGCAUUUUGGACUAAAUUGCCGCUUCUAACGCAUUGCAGACACCCUGAUCUAAUAUAAUCAAUAAUCAUUAUUCUAUAAACAUUACAGAUGAAUCUGAAAUGAUAAUUUGUCACUAAAUAGAUUCCACUGUGUAUAUAAACUUUAUUUAUAAUUUCAUUUGUAGAAAUAAUUUUCUUCAUUUGUAAAAUUCUAGCCAAAAUAAAACUUUAAUAGAAAAAUG
Nilaparvata lugens (brown planthopper) is the source of this 6438-nucleotide messenger RNA. Its product is annotated as cytoplasmic protein NCK1. The record is from RefSeq and is a predicted model, not a curated record. The transcript is spliced from 6 exons. Gene Ontology annotation, molecular function: protein binding. Bases 258 to 1406 code for a protein of 382 amino acids. NCBI's taxonomy places the organism in Eukaryota, Metazoa, Arthropoda, Insecta, Hemiptera, Delphacidae.